Messenger RNA from Rotaria sordida, 1995 nucleotides. The record is from the annotation of a GenBank genome assembly. NCBI's taxonomy places the organism in Eukaryota, Metazoa, Rotifera, Eurotatoria, Philodinida, Philodinidae.
AUGUGUGAAAAUAGUCAUCCAUUUUUACGUAUAGAAAUAGUUAAAUUUCAAGUAAAUCAUCAGAACGAAACAAUAGAUUUAACUAAAGUUAAAACUGAAGUUACAAUAAAAGAAAAAAAUACUUUAACAAAAUCAUUACGAAUAAAAAAGCCAAUCUAUAAUGAAAAUAAUCAAUCUAUUCGAUUUGAUGCUGGUUUAUACACAAAUAUAAAACGAGAAAUUCUUAUUCGAAUUUUUUAUAAUGAUAUUUUAUAUGAAUAUGAAUCAGAUUUAAAACUUUUUCAAAGAUUAUCAGAUGGAUUUCGACAUCAAUUUUAUUUUACACGAAAAGCUCAAGCUGAAAUAAUAAUUGAAUAUAUAGAUCCAUCUCUUCGUAACGAUUCUCAACUUAAAACAAAAUUUCGUCAUCAACGUUAUGCUGAACGUUAUAAAACUGUUUUAAAACAUUUUGGUCAUAGAUUUGUCGGAAAAAUCUUUAAAACACCAACACUUUGUUCAAUUUGUAAAGAUUUUCUCUGGGGUUUUACUUAUAAAGGUUUUCAAUGUCAACGAUGUGAUUAUGUUGUACAUAGAGAUUGUUAUAAUCGUUGUAUACAUCCGUGUACUGGAAUAAAAUAUCCAGAUAAUGAAAUAGGUAAAGCUCAUCAUUUUCAACAUCAAAAAUUUUCUUUCGAAACAAUUUUUUGUGAUCAUGAUGGAAGUUUUAUUAAACCAGGACAUUCAUACAAAUGCACUCAAUGUUCAAUGGUUGUUCAUCGACGAUGUCAAUCAAAAGUUGGACAUUAUUGUGGAUAUCAAGGAAAUCCUUUAGAACUUUAUCAAAUAUGGAAAGAAAAACAUAAAUCAGAUUCAGAUUGUAAUUAUCUAUAUAAUGGAGAUUUAUGUGAAAUUUAUUCAAGGGUUUAUAAAUCUGAUCGACCAAAUCAUGUAAAUAAACAAGUUAUUGACCAUAUCUCAACAAUUAAUCAAUCAAAUACAACUUCAAAUUUUCAUAUUAAUCAAAUUGAAUUUUUACAAAAAUUAGGCUAUGGAAUGACUGGAAAGGUAUAUUUAGUACGACGUGGUCAAUAUUAUUAUGCAAUGAAAACUCUUCGUAAAAAUUUGAUAUUAGAAGGAGAAAAUGUUGAAUAUGUUCAGUCGGAACGAGAUAUUCUUAUUCAAUGUCGAUCAAAUCCAUUUAUAAUUCAACUUUUUUAUACAUUUCAAAAUGUUGAACGACUUUUUUUUCUAAUGGAGGUUGCUCGAGGUGGAACAUUGUUUAAUAUUCUUCAAUAUCAAUCACCUAUACCAUUAGAACAAGAUCGAAUUGUUUUUUACAGUGGUGAAGUAACAUGUGCACUUAUCUUUCUUCAUUCAAAACGUAUUAUUUAUCGUGAUUUAAAACCUGAAAAUAUAUUUAUGUUUGAAGAUGGACAUAUUAAAAUUGGGGAUUUUGGUUUAUCAAAACAAAAUCUUGAUAAAAAUCAUAAAACAAAAACAUUAUGUGGAACAUUGGAAUAUAUUGCUUAUGAAAUUUAUCAUAGAGAUUUUUAUGAUGAAAAUGUUGAUUGGUGGUCAUUAGGAAUUUUAAUAUUUGAAUUAUCAACAUUUAAAACACCAUUUUAUGCUAAUAAUAGUAAUGAUAUAAUAAAAAAUAUUCUUUUAGCUCCUAUAACAUAUCCACAAACAAUGAUUAAACAAACAAAACAAAUUAUAUCUGCUUUACUUCAACGAGAUCCACAACAAAGAUUAGGAAAUAUUAUUUCUCCACAUGGUUUAUUAAAAGAUCAACCAUUUUUUCAAGAACCAUAUACACUUGAUGCAAUUGAAAAUCGUCGUGUUCGUCCACCAUGGAUUCCUACUUUAUUAACAUCACUUAAACCAAAAUCAAUAGGUCCACAAUUAUCUCAAGUUGAUAAAAAAGAUGCUAUUUUAUUAUUAUCAACACCAAUUGAUACUUUUAACAAUUUUGAAUAUAUUAAUCCUAAUAUUAUUAAUUUUCAUAAACAGAUUUAA